Messenger RNA from Parastagonospora nodorum SN15, 2064 nucleotides. RefSeq lists its product as hypothetical. Gene Ontology annotation, biological process: reciprocal meiotic recombination; mismatch repair. Gene Ontology annotation, cellular component: nucleus. The transcript is spliced from 9 exons. Gene Ontology annotation, molecular function: ATP-dependent DNA damage sensor activity; mismatched DNA binding; ATP binding. The coding region runs from base 1 to 2064 and encodes 687 amino acids. The record is from RefSeq and is a predicted model, not a curated record. Lineage: Eukaryota; Fungi; Ascomycota; Dothideomycetes; Pleosporales; Phaeosphaeriaceae.
AUGGUCUUCUCAUACCACUCGCUCCGUAUGAGGUACGAGCCAUCCGAGGGUUCCAUGAUGAUUGACGUAUCUACCAUCCACUCGUUGGAACUUGUCCAGAAUUUGCAGAACUCAAAGUCAAAAGACUGUUUGUACGGUCUACUCAAUGAGACACUGACACCCAUGGGAGCGCGACUUCUCCGAAACAACGUCCUGCAGCCGCUCACUGAUGCAGACGUGCUUACCACGAGAUACGCAGCAGUCGACGAUCUGACGACUAAAGAGGAGAUGUUCUUUGGAACACGUGCAGCCUUGAAGAACUUCCUCGACGCCGACAGAAUCUUGACCCAGGUGCGUGCUGCGCUGCCAGAGGGCUUUCCAAUUCACUCAUUUAUGCAGUUGAUCGUCACACCAAGCAAGCCGACACUACAGACGACUGAACAGUCCAUCAACCAUAUCAUCAUGCUGAAGUACUUCGUAGGCUCGGUGAAACCCAUAUACGAAGCACUCACUGGAACGGGCUCGAGCAUGCUGAACAAUAUUCGCGAGCUAUGUGCUCCAGAGAAUAUUGCGCCAAUCCAAGAGCUCAUCGAUCUUGUCAUCAACGAAGACACCACUUAUGCAAAGCAGCCUCUUGAGUUGAGGAAUCAGCGCGUUUACGCCGUCAAAUCUGGUGUCAACGGUCUUCUUGACGUCGCUCGAACGACUUACAAGGAGGCAUCUGAGGACGCAUACCAGCACUGCUCCGAGCUCGGUCAGGAAUACGACUUUCAGCUGGAGCUCAAGUACGAGAGCGCUCGCCAGUUUUACAUUCGCAUUCCAGCUUCUCAAAUCGAGGGCCGUGAUCUGCCUCCAAUCUUCACCAACGUCAUUCGUCGCAAGAAGAAUAUUGAGUGCUCAACACUUGAGUUGAUGAAGCGCAAUCAGAAGGCUGUCGAGAAUCUGAUUGAAGAAGUGCGCAGCCACAUGUCGAUCAUGUUCAAAAUCUGCGAGGCCGUUGCAUUGCUGGACAUGUUCACAGACACGUUGGCUAUUCAGCAAGGCCGGCACCCAAUCAAGGAGAAGAUUAUGCAAACCAAGUUUGUACCGAACGACGUUUACUCAACUCAGCAGACGCGCUUUCAGAUUAUCACAGGCUGCAACAUGAGUGGGAAGAGUACUUACAUCCGAUCUGUGGCCUUGAUGGUGAUCAUGGCUCAGAUUGGUUGCUAUGUUCCAGCAACAUACGCUUCGUUCCCGAUCCUCCAUCAGCUCUUUGCUAGGCUGGGCAUGGAUGACAACAUUGAGACGAAUGUCUCUACGUUUGCUGCGGAGAUGAAGGAAAUUGCUUUCAUCUUGCGCAACAUCGACAGGCGAAGCUUGGCAAUUGUCGAUGAGCUCGGCAGAGGCACCAGUACCCGUGACGGGCUGGCUAUUGCGCUUGCGAUCGCCGAGGCUUUGGUGUCUAGCAAGGCUCUUGUAUGGUUCGCAACACAUUUCAAAGAUCUCGCAACAAUCAUGGCUGAGCGUGCCGGCGUGCAGAACCUCCAUUUGGCCGUCGAGUUGAAAAAUGACGAGAGCAUGACGAUGUUGUAUCGUAUCACGCCCGGUGCUGUCAAGGAAGCUCACUAUGGUCUGACUCUUGCUCGCAUCGUCCCGUUACCCCCAGGAUUAGUCGACCAUGCUGCCCAGGUCGCGCAGAAGAUCGAAGCGCACAUGCUUAAGCGAAAGAAGGCUUCCGAGACGGUGUUGAGAGAGAAGCGCCGCAAGCUCAUUCUUAACCUUCGCGAGCAUCUUAUACAGGCACAGAACGGCGAGUUGGAGGGCGAAGUACUUACCGCAUGGCUCAAAGAGCUGCAGAAAGAGUUUGUGAACCGUAUGACUGCUCUUGAGGUCGAAGCAUCUAGCGUGGGUCAGGAGAGCGAUGAAGAUGAGGUGAUGGGGGAAGGAAGUGUGUUUGGAGAGGAGGAUGAGCGUGCUGGGUCGUAUGCGCGUCAGCCUUCAGUCUUGACCGUUAGUUCGACCUCCACGACUGAGUCUGAGUCUACGGUCAGGGCGAUGUCUCAGGCAUCUACUGUGCGAGCGGUCUCUGACAACGAUCGCUGA